Molecule: messenger RNA, 1362 nt
Organism: Hypanus sabinus (Atlantic stingray)
Lineage: Eukaryota; Metazoa; Chordata; Chondrichthyes; Myliobatiformes; Dasyatidae
Exons: 2
Coding region: 257-1243 (328 amino acids)
Molecular function (GO): methyltransferase activity; 2-oxoglutarate-dependent dioxygenase activity
Source: RefSeq, a predicted model, not a curated record
GGAUAAAAGACGUUCUGAAGGCCUCGGGCAAUGUUGCUGCAAGAAGCCAGGUAUGCUUCUUCUGACAAAGAACUCAUGAACAGCCGCUGGAUCUCGCUCGAAGUGACGUGGCACUUCACUGCAGUGGCUUCAUUGGUGAUGGCGCCGCUGUGGUAGGACAAAUCAAAGGUGGCGAUGAAUCAGCGAGAUUGAAAAUCUGGCUGAGUGGUGUCAUAACGGCAACCUCUCACUCAAUAUCAGCAAGACCGAGGAGCUGAUGACUGACUUCAGGAGGAGGAAGCUGGAGGUCCACGAGCCAGUCCUCAUUAGAGGAGGUGGGGUGGAGAGAGUCAGCAACUUUAAACUCCCAGGUGUUGUCAUUUCAGAGAACUGGUCCCGGGCCCAGCACGUAAGUGGAAUUAUGAAGAAAGCAUGGCAGUGCCUCUACUUCCUCAAGAGUUUGCAGAGAUUUGGCAUGACAUCUAAAACACUGACAAACUUUUAUAGAUGUGUGGUGGAGAGUAUAUUGACGGGCUGCAUCACGGCCUGGUAUGGAAACACCAAUGCUCUUGAAUGGAAAAUCCUACAAAAAGUAGUGGAUACAGCCCACACCAUUAGAAGUAAAACCCUUCCCACAAUUGAGCAAAUUUACACAGAGCAUUGUUGCAGGAAAGCAGCAGUCAUCAUCAGGGGCCCCCAACCACCAGGCCACGCUCUCCUCUCGCUGCUGCCAUCAGGGGCCCCCAACCAACAGGCCACGCUCUCCUCUCGCUGCUGCCAUCAGGGGCCCCCAACCACCAGGCCACAUUCUCUUCUCGCUGCUGCCAUCAGGGGCUCCCAACCACCAGGCUACGCUCUCCUCUCGCUGCUGCCAUCAGGGGCUCCCAACCACCAGUCCACGUUCUCUUCUCGCUGCUGCCAUCAGGGGCCCCCAACCACCAGGCCACGUUCUCUUCUCGCUGCUGCCAUCAGGGGCUCCCAACCACCAGGCUACGCUCUCCUCUCGCUGCUGCCAUCAGGGGCCCCCAACCACCAGGCCGUGCUCUCCUCUCGCUGCUGCCAUCAGGGGCCCCCAACCACCAGGCCGUGCUCUCCUCUCGCUGCUGCCAUCAGGGGCCCCCAACUACCAGGCCAUGCUCUCCUCUCGCUGCUGCCAUCAGGGGCCCCCAACCACCAGGCCGUGAUCUCCUCUCGCUGCUGCCAUCAGGGGCCCCCAACCACCAGGCCGUGCUCUCCUCUCGCUGCUGCCAUCAGGGGCCCCUAACCACCAGGCCACGCUCUCCUCUCGCUGCUGCCAUCAGGGGCCCCCAACCACCAGGCCGUGAUCUCCUCUCGCUGCUGCCAUCAGGGGCUCCCAACCACCAGGCCACACUCUCCUCUCGC